AGCCCAGAAAAAUAGCGUUUCCGGAGGCACCGGAUGUUACGACACACGACUUUGACUUCGAGUCUGCUGCAGCAUUUCCCCACCAGCUCUACUGACCUUCCUCCUGCAGUUAAGCCAACUCAAAAAAUGGCAGGCCGUAUGUUCGCAAACUGGUGGUCCAAGAUGGGCCCAUACUACACAAAGGCAUACCAGGAGAUGUGGGUGGGAAUGGGCCUCAUGACAUUCGCAUACUACAAAAUCUCUUAUGGCGGAAAGAAGGCUGUUAAGCCUGCCCACUAAGGCUUUCCAAUGUAAUGAACCAUCCAUCUGGCUGUGAAGACUUCCCCCACUGCUCAAUUCCCACCUAAUGUUUAUUUUAGACAAAUAAAGUUCUUUGUCAACAUGAAA
This is a messenger RNA of Gadus morhua (Atlantic cod), 387 nucleotides long. It is a transcript of the gene atp5mj, whose product is annotated as ATP synthase membrane subunit j. The record is from RefSeq and is a predicted model, not a curated record. The transcript is spliced from 4 exons. Gene Ontology annotation, cellular component: mitochondrion. The coding region runs from base 34 to 279 and encodes 81 amino acids. Lineage: Eukaryota; Metazoa; Chordata; Actinopteri; Gadiformes; Gadidae.